AUGUCCCUCCGGCUGGCUCGUCCCUCGAGCCAGCUCCUCCGCCGCGCCGCCGCGCGCCCCGCAUCCGCCGCGGUCGUCCACGCCGCCCGCGCCCUCCACACCUCCAAGCCGUCGCAAGCCCACGUCGCCCAACCGACGCUGACCAAGUACGCGGCGCAGACCGAGCAGCUGCACGCCUACGGCGCGUACCUCACCCAGUGCCUCCCCAAGUUCAUCCAGCAGUUCUCCGUCCUCAAGGACGAGCUCACGCUCUACUGCCAGUACAAGGCCUGCAUGGACGUCUCCGGCGCGGACUACCCCGAGCGCGAGAAGCGGUUCGAGGUCGUCUACCACCUCCUCAGCGUCAAGCACAACUCCCGCAUCCGCCUCAAGACGUACGCGACCGAGGUCGACCCCGUCCCCUCCGCCGUCUCCGUCUUCCGCGGCGCGGACUGGUACGAGCGCGAGAUCUGGGACCUCUACGGCGUUUUCUUCAAGGACCACCCCGACCUCCGCCGUAUCCUCACUGAUUACGGUUUCGAGGGCCACCCACUCCGCAAGGACUUCCCGUUGACGGGAUACACCGAGGUGCGGUACGACGAGGAGCGCAAGCGCGUCGUGUACGAGCCUCUGCAGCUCACCCAGGCAUUCCGGAAUUUCGACUCCCUCUCGCCAUGGGAGCAGGUCGGCGACGGCACCACUCCGAAAAGGCCGGACGAGUUCAAGCCCGUGCCCCCUCCGCCGCCCGCGCCCGAGGAGAAGAAGUAG
Molecule: messenger RNA, 747 nt
Organism: Epithele typhae
Lineage: Eukaryota; Fungi; Basidiomycota; Agaricomycetes; Polyporales; Epitheliaceae
Product: F420H2 dehydrogenase
Exons: 6
Coding region: 1-747 (248 amino acids)
Molecular function (GO): NADH dehydrogenase (ubiquinone) activity
Source: RefSeq, a predicted model, not a curated record